Messenger RNA from Fusarium subglutinans, 1167 nucleotides. RefSeq lists its product as uncharacterized. The transcript is spliced from 2 exons. Lineage: Eukaryota; Fungi; Ascomycota; Sordariomycetes; Hypocreales; Nectriaceae. The coding region runs from base 1 to 1167 and encodes 388 amino acids. The record is from RefSeq and is a predicted model, not a curated record. Gene Ontology annotation, molecular function: ATP binding.
AUGCCUACGCCGAAACCGCUCCCGGACUGCGAAGGUCCAAAGCUGGAAUGUUUCACGGAUGAUAUCACAAAGCACAACUUCAAGUUGCUGGAAUAUCUCGGGGGAGGCUGCCACUCCAAGGUACUCAAAGCCGAGAUCGAUGACAAGAUCUACGUCAUCAAGUUUUUUUUUCGGGAUACCAUGCACGAGCCGCACUUCGAAAUGACACCGCUUGACGACUACACCAUCGACGCAGAUGAAUAUUACCCCCUGGUUGCAAGCGAUGAGAUGCCCCAGCGUGUAGUCGAUAGCCUACGUCUCCACGCCACAUCCUUCAACAACGAAUGUCGCGCCUACGGCAGGCUCAAGGAACUCGGCCAGGAGCAUCUCGCCCUCAAAGCGCACGGUUAUCUACGCGUCUACUUGCAUCAGAUCGAGGAGCAGCUCCAGGACGCGUACCGUCGCGCCUAUCCCGCAGGUCCCCCAAGAACCGCACAGUUCCUCAUGCGCCAUGAUGACGCCGACGCCCCCAUCAUGGCUAUCGUCAAAGACUGGGUCCCGGACCACCGAACGACUGCAACGACCAUGACCCGCGAAGCGGAACAUAGGCAGUUACGUCACCUACCGCGCAUGCUUCGAAACCUCCGCCAGCUCCAUCGGUGCGGCAUCGUUGUGCGCGAUCUCAAAGCCCAGCAGUACUAUGAGGGCCAGCUAGGCGACUUCAGCCAUGCCUGGACAAUUCCACAUGUUUUUGGUCCCGAGGGUGGGGUACGACCGCCCUGGACCUUUGCAAGUAUGGCAGCCUGGGACCUCAAGUGUUUCCAGCUCAUGAUCGACGAUGCGAACAAGUCUGCGCAAAGGGCUGAGCCGCCACUGAGGAAAUGUAACUCGUGUGCCUGGCGCAACUAUGAGCGCUAUAGCAGCCUUCGCCCUCGUCCCGGCACGCAAAGACCUUUUCUCCCCCUGCUCAACUACGACGACGGGCGUAAAUGGGAAAUGAAUUACGAUCCUCCAUACGACCCGGCACUCUUCGACUGGAAGGCCAUCCAAAAACGGACAACAAACAAGUCCAUUGGCAAUAUCCCAAAGAAGGAGUCCACCGGCGGUGUCUCAAAGAAGAGAAAGGCCACUACCACUGGGAGAGCCCGGCAGAAAAAGAAGGUCAAGAGCAAGACGAGGAAACGAUAG